Molecule: messenger RNA, 1217 nt
Organism: Hibiscus syriacus
Lineage: Eukaryota; Viridiplantae; Streptophyta; Magnoliopsida; Malvales; Malvaceae
Exons: 3
Coding region: 222-899 (225 amino acids)
Source: RefSeq, a predicted model, not a curated record
UGUGGAUUCCCCAUAAUCCACCACAUGCCUUCUUUUUUCUGUGGAUUUUUUUAAUUGCUCUUUCAAAUCAAGGCUAAGCACUGAGACAUUUUCCAUUUCUUUUCAUUUUCUUUUUGGGGUGCAGAAUCCAUUGACAGAACAAAAUAAAGUUUCUUCUUUUAUUCUUUGAGUGGGAUGUUGUGGUUCUAAAGAGUUGGAGAGAUAAUAAAAAGGAGAGAGAGAUGGGUUCAUGUGUUUCAGUGCAUAAGAGCUCUCAAGAAUCUGCCAUGAAACUUGGGCUUUCUUUCGAGUCUAAAACAGAUACCCUCAUCACCUCACCUUCACCUGUUAAAGACUUAACUCUCAAAUCUCAAUCUCCGUCUACUUUUAAAGAUUUAGGUAGUAAAGAUGAAACAUUUUUUGAUUCCCGAGCAUAUCUGGAUUCAGAUUGUGAGGACGAUUUCAUCAGUGUCAACGGGGAUUUUACUCCUCAUGGUAAUACCCCUGUUCAUCAGAGCUUCUCUAUGGAGACAUCUCAAGUUAAUGGUGCGACUGAGGAUGGAUAUCCUGGGUCAGUUUCCGAAACACCCCCAACAGGAAAUAAAAAGAAGUUGGUUGAACUUUUUCAAGAGAGCUUUAGAGUUGACCAUGAUAUUAAUGAGCUAAAUACCUCAAACAACCAAGGCAUUUCCAGUGAAAAGAAAGUCAAAAAAACGAUUCAAGACAUACUACCUCCGAAAUCCGCAGAGGGUACCCCUUAUGUCUCCGGAGCUAACACUCAGUGCAGUAGUGAAAGGACUGCAAAUGGAGACAACCCUAUCUUUAAAGAGAAGCCAUUGAGGUCUGUGCAACGUUGCCUUCCAAGAUUGGUUUCAUGCAAUAGUUUUAGUGAAAGGAAGAAGAAGAUGGCCAUGCCGUAGCUGUUAACAAUAAACGUCAAUUUCCCUCUGCUUUCCGGCUAGUAGAUUGAAGAAGCCCGAAUCUCGGUUUCCAGAGAUCAUUUGCUCGAGACACCUUCAACUUUUUUGUCAGAUUUAACAAAGAGUAGGGGUCACGGUUACACGCAUAUGGGACUUUGGGAUUCAAGUCAAUGAAAAAGCAGCCCGGGAUUGUACCAUCUCAGUCAACUUGAUGAUGUUAAUUUUUCUUUGAACAUGGUGUUCUGUAAUAAAAAUGCAAAAGAAUCAAUCAGAACUUUUGUAAAAGACCUUGUAAUAUAUAUAUAUAUAUUAAAGCAA